UCUUACUACUGACAUGUGGUCUGAAACAAUGACGAUGAGAAGUUUUUAGGAAUAACUGCACAUUUCGGUAUUGGCAAUGAACUAUUUUCAAUUACUCUUGGAGUGUACCAGUCAAAUGAACGUCAUACUUCAGAACAUAUCGCUGAAAUGCUGCUAAAAACUUGUAGUGAAUGGGGUAUUGCUAGUGAUAAAGUUUCGGCUGUAGUGACAGACAAUGCAGCCAAUAUGGUAAAGGCCGUCGAUCUGGCUUUUGGAAAAAGACAUAUGCCAUGUUUUGCCCAUAUUUUGAAUCUAGUGGCACAAAAUUCUAUGCAACAGUGUACAGAACUGCAAAGCUUGAUAAUUAAAGUCAAAAAUAUUGUAACAUGGUUCAAACAGAGCAAUAUAGCUAGUAAUGAAUUACGUAAAGCCACUCAGAAAGAGACUAAAUUGAUUCAAGAAGUCCCAACUAGAUGGAAUAGUACAUAUUACAUGAUAGAAAGAUUUUUGGAGCUUCGUACCAUCGUUAAUGACAUAAUCAUUCGUCACAAAAAUGCACCACCGAUGCUUACUGCGUCAGAAUUAUCAAUUCUUUGUUCAGUAUUACAAGUUCUGCGGCCAAUCGAAGCUGCAACUAAAGAAGUGUCGGGUGAUAAGUAUUGUACUAGCAGUAAGGUAAUACCACUGAUCCACUGCCUUCUUUUAAAAAUUAAGCCUCUUAAACUCGAAGAACCUCUUGCCAAAGAAUUGCAGUCGCUGAUACUUAAAGAGAUUGACAAGAGAAUGGGUGUUAUAGAGAAAGUAACUCCGCUCGCUAUAGCUACGAUAUUAGAUCCGAGGUUUAAAAAAAUGCAUUUUACAGACUUAGCUGCUUGCUCUUUGGCUGUAGCAAAAGUCAAAGAAUUAAUGAAAACUACGAUACAAAAUGAGGUCGUGGAAUCUGAUUCUUUAGAUCAUUCUGAUAAACCUGAAGAUAACUUUUCUUUGUGGGAAGAUCACCACAAAUUAGUCCACAAGAGCUGGAAAACGGCAAAGUCCGACGAUGCAAUUUCUGACGAGCUCUCUAUAUACUUGCGUAGUCCUGUAGGGAGACUCAAUGAAAACCCAUUGGACAUUUGGAAUGAUCUGAAAAUCCAGCUUCCUAAGCUACACAUCAUAGCUUACAAAUACUUGACUAUGGUGGGAACUUCAGUACCAUCUGAGCGUUUAUUUUCUAAAGCAGCACAAAUCGUUAAUCAGCAACGAAAUAGGCUGAAAGGGCAACGUUUAAAUAAGCUUUUGUUUUUGCAAAGUCUUCCAAAAGAACACUGGAUAUAGCCUAUAUCCAGUGUUAUUUUGGAAAACCUUAACCUAUAUGUUUGUACUUUGAAAAUAAAUAAGUUUUUAAAUUGCCUUGUUUUUUUCAUUAACAACUGAAUCAGCGAAGGUUUGCAUUAAAGGUCUCUUUUUUAGUUUCGUUCUUUGGAUUAACACACAACAGGCGGGCAGACAAGAAAAUUGCUGUUGUAGAAGUAAUAGGUAGUUAAAAAUUGUGUUUUUUUAUAGCGUGUCAGGGGCUGACUAAUGCUCUGUGGUGCAAUGUUUGAAAAAGAACUCGAUUUUGAGAAAACAUCGAUGUUUCUAACCGAUAAAUCGGAUAAUAUCGAUGCAUAACCUCGAUGCAUUGCAUCGAAAGAAAACAUCGGUAUA
Spodoptera frugiperda (fall armyworm) is the source of this 1668-nucleotide messenger RNA. Its product is annotated as E3 SUMO-protein ligase ZBED1-like. The transcript has a single exon. Lineage: Eukaryota; Metazoa; Arthropoda; Insecta; Lepidoptera; Noctuidae. The record is from RefSeq and is a predicted model, not a curated record. Gene Ontology annotation, molecular function: protein dimerization activity. Bases 148 to 1296 code for a protein of 382 amino acids.